Molecule: messenger RNA, 18388 nt
Organism: Mercenaria mercenaria
Lineage: Eukaryota; Metazoa; Mollusca; Bivalvia; Venerida; Veneridae
Product: lisH domain-containing protein ARMC9-like
Exons: 25
Coding region: 8405-10819 (804 amino acids)
Biological process (GO): cilium assembly
Cellular component (GO): ciliary tip; ciliary basal body; centriole
Source: RefSeq, a predicted model, not a curated record
AGUGGUGUCCGGAAACAUGAACAAAUACUGUCUUUGAUUGCCCUGCUACAGAAAUGGUGCCAGCGUAUGACAACUGCGGAUUGUAGACAUUUGUUGCACUGAUGUUUAACCUGCCAGGCAGUUUAAUGGAGAAGUCGUUAUCAUUUCUUAGAUUGUUAACAUGUCCUUGGAAACAUCCUCUGCACGUGUCACUAACCGGAAAAUAAUUCUGCCAAAUCCCUUGUAGGGCUUCGAAUGGUAGGCGUACUGUCAGUUAUAAAUGUUAACGUUACGUAUUUGUUUUAUUUUUCUGCGUCGCUAUAAACAUAUUGAUAAUAACAGAUUUAUGAAAAUGUCAACUUCCAGUGAUUUCACAGGGUUGUCAAACCGAUACACUCGGAACACUUUUAACCUUUAUUCGCAUUUAUUCGUUUUUCAUCACACGUUCUGGUGUGGAUUUUUGUCAAAACUAAUAUGUGAUUACAGGGCCCAGGGAUGACAAGAGGAGAUAUGGAGAAGCAAUGCAAGAACAGGUAUGCAUGUACAUGUAAUCGUUAGUGCAUAUAUAGCAGAUAUUAAUUUUACCUCGUCAGAUUUUUGAAAAAAAAUACGAUGUAUUGUCGUCACUUGAUCGUCGGCGUUGGUUAAAAUUUGUGUUUAUGUCCAUCUUUUCUCGAAAAGCUUUGAAACUUUGCACACUUGUUUGGUAUCAUUGUGUGACUUAGUAGGCCAAGAACCAUAACUCUGAUAUAUAUUUUGUCAAAAUUAUGGCCCUUUAUGUACUUAGAAAAUUUGAGUUUCUUGGUUAAAAGUUUUGUUUAGGUCCACCUUUUCUCAAAAACUGUAAGAGCUACGGCUUUGAAACUUUGCACACUUGUUUGUCAUCAUUAGUUGACAUAGUAAGCCAAAAUCCAUAACUCUGAUAUGCAUUUUGUCAAAAUUAUGGCCCUUUAUGUACUUAGAAAAUUUGGAUUUCUUGGUCAACAUUUUUGUUUAGGUCCACCUUUUCGCAAAAACUAUGAGUUACAGCUUUGAAACUUAGCACACCUGUUUAUCAUCAUAAGAUGACUACGUAGGCCAAGAACCACAACUCUAACUGCAUUUUGUCAGAAUUAUGGCCCUUUUUAUACUUAAUAAUUCUGAACUAUGACUCUUUUCUUACAUACUGACCAGCACUUGCAGACGAGCGAUGGCACCCGUAGGAGGUGCUCUUGUUAGAGAUAUUGUUCGCAGCAUACUUGCACAUGUAUUAUUAGAAAUAUAUUAAUUCACAUAUCAUUGUAUUUUAUCACAGUAAUAAGUAUUAUAGAUAAAUUAUUGUAUUGGGAAAAGUUUUUUUCUUUUAAUUUUAAAGAAUGAAAAUAUCCGUUGCUUUAGUGAUUGCAAUGCUUCUGAUUGACCGGAUUUCCUAGUUAUAUAGGAGCAAUAACAUAUACAAACAAAUUUAAUUGCAUCUAAUCAACAUUAUUUGAAAGAUUUUGUAUACCCUACAACAUUAUACAGCUUUGGAAAAAAAAUGGUCACAAUUUAUUUAAAUAUAUGAUACUUCAAGACGUUGAAAAAUUAUUCUUUUUUUUAAAAAUAAUAUAUUUAAUAAAUCAUGUCAUUUGAAAAUUGCCUGAGUGUUAGUCUAAGAGUUUACCAAAUUAUGCAUUAUAAUUUUCCAACUGUAAAUAUAUCUACUGACAUUUCGAUGAAGUAAUAAUAAAAACAACCAACCUAAUUACGGAAACGGGAGCGGUCUAAGUGAUAGAUAUCCGAUAAUUAUGAUUAAUACUGUCGUCGUUGUCGUCUUUACGUUGUUUAAUAUAAUAAUAAUAUUAUUAUUAUCAUUGAACUGAUAUUGUAUGAAAAACUACGUUUACCAAAUAUAUACGUUUUACAAGAAUGUUUUAUUACAGGGUUAAUUUUAUUUUAAUCUGUUAUAAAAGAAAAUAACAGUUUCAACAAAAGUCUUUUUGUUUUUGUUUUUUUUUUCUGUAUAAAACUACACUCUAGUUCUGGUUACUCUUCCCUUUUCUACACUGGGCCAGCUUUAAAAGCCUGUUGCCACCAAACACUUAAACGGCAAAAAGUGGCCAGACGUCUAAUUCAAAUGUCAUUUUUAUAACUUUUGUGUCAAAAAUAAUAUUAGUGGGUCAUAAAAUAAAAACUGGAGAUACUUAUAUAAUUAUAUAAGUGAAGAAGUGUCAUUUGUUAAUGAUUAGAUCAAGGUUAAUUUUUAUACGUCUUUUUUUCUUUAUUUAAGAAACAAAGAAGCUUUUAGUUUGAUAGAUAACUUGUAUUGACCGUAAUAGCAUUUUUUCAUAAUAAUUGCUGCAAAAAACUCAUUUUGGAUGGGAUGGAUUUUCUUAAGUAAUACAAGUUCUCAGAUAUAGAUAGAAACAUUUUUUACAUAAUAGUGUUAUAAAUACAAAGAUGUAUGCAUAUACGUGUUGGGCUCGAAACUUAGCCCAAAUAAUAGGACGUUUUGGGACCGCGUGAUAACUUUUGACUGUCGCUGUCCCGUCAGAGGGAUGACAACUAUAAAAUAACAGAUCAUAAAAUAAGUAAGGCUAGGCUCGAACUGUGGCCCGCAUCAUGAAAAACAGGUCUUCUUAGAAAGUCUAUGUACAUUUUAAUAUUUACUAAAUUAGCAUUUAAUUACUUGUAUUUUUAAAAUUCCUGUAGUAAGAUUUUAGCUCGCUGUAUUUCGAAAUUGAGCGAUAGAGAGCCAUCAUCGCCCUCCUGCUGAAAUUUUCUAUACUUUUGAAAUGUUUUUAGAUGAUGUAGUUGUAAAGUUUUUUCAUUUGACUACACUAUCCAGUUCCUAACAAAAAAUGCAUGUACAUGUGCACAAAUAAAUGUUUUUGGUUUAAGUUUUUAUUGCCGCGGACGGCCCGGGUUCGAUUCCCGACUCAGGCAUAGGUUUUUUUUUCUUGAUUUGGCAUUUUUUUAAAGAUUGUUUAAAAACAGAAAUUCAUAUCCUUAUGAUCAUAAUAUGACCAAACUUCGUUUUUAAAGAAAGAUCAUUUUUAGCCAAAAUCUGGAAGUCAGUGCCUUUAAGUAUAACGUACGCAUAGGCUUCGAAAACAGUGAAACAUUAUGAUUCGGUUAUGAUUCGUUAAAGUCUAGGAUGUAUAUAUAGGUGUGGAUUAUAGGUACUUAUAUUUAUCAUACAUUUCACGUGAAAAACAACAGUAUUGAUAUGAAAUAUAUAUAACAUGUUUAUCUAGAAGAUAGCCACUGUUUGGCAUCUUAAAAUCGUUUUAACAUCUCAAAUAUUUGCUGUGAUCGUAGUAUUUUAAAAUACGGUAUGUAUUUUAACGAAUUUCUGAUGUCGCAGGGUAACGAAACCCGAUAGAAAAGUUGGCAUCCCAGGAAACUGGGAUUUGCCGAUUAUUAACAUUCUAAAAUAUAAAAAAUGUGUAGAGUUCUAAUUGUAAGAAGUAUUUAUUCAAAACUAAUUCUGAAAAUUUUCGUUUAACAGUAUUCAGUGUUUUCUUUAAUUCCUGUCCAAAACAUACCUGAACCCUCCGCAAAUAGAGAAUUGUAAACCUUAGAUACCGCUGUGGAGAGCUAUACGAAUUUUUCAUUACUUGAAGGCGAGAGGAUGAGAAUAUCCGGUUCGGCUUCGGGGACAUUUUCGCAGAAAUAAGACAAAACGAAUGAGAUUUUUUCCUGAUAGAAGCGUACUUGAAGCCUGGGAAACAUAAAUGGCGUCUUAAUAGUUUCAAACGUGCGCAACAACGAGUCGAUAUUGUUUUAAUAAUACUUAUAUUUUUGAAUCGAAAAUUUUACUAUAAAGAACAAAAACUACGACCAAUAUAGUUGAUUUCUAUCCUGUUUUACUUAAGAAAAAAAAAAAAAAAAAAAGAAACAAUACACAGAUUUACAGACGAAUGUUGUCUUCAGCAAGAGAAUCAUUUUCUUCCCGAUUAGUUUUCCUGCACCAUUGAAAACACCGGUGUUAAGGAAAGAAACUUCAUCAAGGAGCGUAAAUUACACAGUUUUUGCAACAAAUAUUCAGUGUUUCUUUUCUGGUUUGGGCCGUAAAAUCGGGAUAUAAUAAAUGGAAAUUAAAUCAGAGUUAUGCCAUAUCUCCAUACUCUUUUCAUGAAAUAAAAGAUACUCCACAUAUUGCAGUUGGGAUUACAGUUGGGAAAAGGGGAUGGUGCAACACGCAACGAAGUUCAAGUGGUCAUAAUUAAUAACCUCGGCAUAGACUGUUUUUGUUCUAUAAAAGCUAUGAAUACCUUUUAAAACCCUUUUAAAAGUAUUUUGUGAUCAGAUGUAUAAAUAAAUCCCAAGUACUAUUUAAACCCCAGACGAAAUCCGAGAGGACGGCAUUUAGUAAGAGUGUAAUCAGGUGCAUUUGUGCUGAAAGAAUCUAUUCACUUUUUUCACAAAUCCUGACGGUGCAAAUUCGGGAGGUAUGAAAGCAGACGUACCUUUUUUCGUCUGGUGCUCGCGUGACUUUUCUGAAAGAUACCCCCAAAAUAAUUCAAUGAUUUCACGGUCUAGGUGACGACAAAGUACUUCUCUAAGGUCUGUGUUACAUGCCAGUGUACAGUCUGUUCAGGUGGAAAAUCGGGUCUGAUUGCUGUAAGUUUGAUCAUUUUGUAAGUUUGCUAGAAAGUGAAGUGUAAGCUUAACAUCCGUAUGAUUAUCCUUUUGGAUCACAUGGAAUUCCGCAACGUUCUGUAAGUUUGAUCGUUUUGUAAGUUUGCUAGAAAGUAAAGUGUAAGCUAAACAUCCGUAUGAUUAUCCUUUUGGAUCACAUGGAAUUCCGCAACGUUCUGUAAGUUUGAUCGUUUUGUAAGUUUGCUAGAAAGUAAAGUGUAAGCUAAACAUCCGUAUGAUUAUCCUUUUGGAUCACAUGGAAUUCCGCAACGUUCUGGGCGUACAAUUCAUUGCUUGUCCUGUUAUGUUUAUAUGGUUUAACUGCAUUCCAAAUGAGUCUUUCAUUGUUUCCUUCAUAGAGGAUAGUACACGAGUGUCUUUUCAAAUCGAAUUUAUUACACGAGUUCAUGAAACUGAUAAAAUGCGAGGUUAUGCCGAGCAUUUUAUAAAUAUUGUUCAAAUAGUUUAAUAAAGUCGAUGUAAGAAGACACAAAUGUGUUAUUUUUUAUCACAUGUGAAACAUCAACAUUUCUUCUUUCUUUACGUAUUUAAGAUCAAAUCAGUUCGUCUAACGUCCAUAUUUUUAAAACGACGUCAGCGUCAAAGCUUCAUUACGCUAGUGUAAUACAAAAAUUAUGUAAUGGCGUAUUUCACUCAAAUGACAUUAGAUAUGGGAUAAAAUUGUUUAACACGACUUUUGCAAUGAGUAAUAUCAACAUUUCCUUGUUGGAGUUCUGCGCCGUACUUUCUGCUUGGUCGUGCCUUUCUGAUCAAGGAUGUACAAAUAAUCGGACCCGCAAUUUUUCUGAUUCAUUUGCGUCAGGACAAAAAAAUGCAAUUCUCAAAAAAUGUUUUCUAUACAGUACUUGUCCCGCUAUACGGUUGAUUAAAUUCAUUAGUAUUUAAUUCAUUUGUGACCCACUGGCCUCAUUCGAUGCAAAUGCUCCGCGUAAAUAAUACAGUUAUUAUCAAUUUAACAGUAGAAUAAUAAUUACGCGCCCAUGUUUGAAUAAUUUUAACAAGCUCGCUGAUCUGGAAGUUUUCUUUAUCUUUAAAUUCUUUGACAUGCAUUGUUUCCAGAUUUUACUGGUGUAACUAUCCAGGUAUGUCUGCAGCAGGCAGUUUGUAUUUUAUGUCUCUAACUACAUGUUAAUCAUUUUUAAUUUCAGAUAAUUUAUUAUUUAUAGACUUUUUAAAAAUUUGGCAAUUUUAAUAUUAAUUAUGGUGCAGUAGUUUCUUUCAUUUUAAGGCUGAUUUUAGAGAAUUUUUAUAUAUAGAUCUUUAAACAUUGUACAGUUUAUCAUGGGGCCCGUACGGAAGAGAACUACAAUUCUGACCAUUCGAUCUCUGUCUAAUUUUGCAGGAGUUAAUAGAUAGACUUAUAAUAGAUAGAUUUUAUAAGUCAGUCUAAAAGUCUUAUCAAAGGUUGUUAAAAGUUUUUGUACCAGUUUGUUGUAAUGUCAGUAAGAUUUUUUAUAAGGGUCUGGUCAAAAAUGUCCAAUGAUUAAAAAUUAGCUAACAUACAGUUCUUGUUUAGAAAAAAAACUAUCAACAUAACUUGUUUUUGUUUGUCUGAAAAUUAGUACUUAUAAACAAUUACUUUUAGCACUAAAUUCUUUGUUUGUUAAACUGUAUGUGAAAUGUAACGAGGAACUUAAGAUAUAAAGGGAGAGAAUAGCAAAUUAUGGCUUGAUCCAGAACAUUACGUGGGCCGUACCCAUUUACCUUUAAAUGUAAUUGAAAGUAAGUAUUGAGACUUUGAUGAGAAUAGAUGACAAUUAUUGUUCAAUGUCCUUUCCACACAGUGUCUGUGAGUGACCAAUCCUCCAUAAAAACUAUUGUCUAUGAAGGUAAUUCUAUAAUUAUAUGCCAAGCCUUAGUAUACUUGUAUGUCCUCGGAGAUCUCAAAGUUUAUUGAUCCAAAAAAAAAGGAAAGGCUCUCUGUUAGUGCAUUCUUCAUUUGUAGAUUUUGUAGAUUCUUGUAGAACUUCUUUGACAAUUUAUUUUGUAUAUGAAAAAAAAAAUUGUACUAAAAAAAAAUAUUGAAAUUGGAAAAUGACUUGACAAUAUUAGUUUAAAUUAGAAACUAAAAGUUCGCGUUUGGCAUACUUAUUUUUGCAUUAGCAUUAAUCCUUUUUUAUGUAGUUUUUGGGCGUUUUAGGAUCCCAUACGUGUAUUCAUAAUUUGUGUAAUUGGUUAUUUUAUUAUUAGGUAGAGAGGAAAACAAAGGAAAGGAAAUUUCAAUCAAAAUUCAUUUUAUUCUUUUCAACAAAGACAUGCAGCCUUCCUGAGGUUUUAUUAUGUAGAAAUGUAGUUACAAAGCAACAUUCGUCCACACCUUGCUGUCGCAAAGCCGACCUGGGAGCGCCAUCUCAAUUAUUUGUGGUUUUACAGCGUACCACUUUCGCGGACUACCACUGUUAAGCGGCCCGGACAGGAGGGGGAACCAAACUUUGUUUUUUGCGGUUUCCGCGGCAUCACGAGCACUCUGGUUACCUCGGCUACCUUUGUUUGAUAUGUUCUUCCUUGUGAACCUCAAAGUAACAUAUGGUUGCGAUUCAUGUAGUUAAUUGAGUUUUGUGGUUGCGCACACCGGUAUAAAGAAAAUAUGAAAGACAGUUACUAUAAACAAGUCUUUAUCAAAUAGUAUAUGCAUCGGAAGUGGCCUUGUCUUACAUGUAGUACUAAUUUAGUUUGCGGUUUAAAUAUUGUUAUCAAGUCUCGUUAAUUUAUUUCAAGUUCAAAGACGAACUGAUCAUGUAAUAAAACCAAGGUUAUUUUAUUUAUCUUUAUUCAACUAAAAUCUUAUUAUAUAAUAAGUAACUUUUCAUCUAAAAGAUAUUACUCUGGUUUGAGAAAAAGAUUGUAUUAAAGUUCCGUAAGGCUUUAAAUGUUUAUGUUAAAUUCAGAUGGAAAAGUUAUUCAAAUUAAUGUUGCAUGAUUACAUUGUUAAUAAAGCGCUACUUUUAAUACCACACAUUAACUUUUACAGUAAUGAAAAGCAAUAGGUUCAAUAAAAUUUCCUUCUGUGUUGAUCAAUAUUCAAACCUUUGACAAAUAUUAAAGAAAAUAAUUAUCAUAAAUAGGAUUUAACAAGAAAUCGAUGUAUUUUAUGUUCAUUAUUGAAAAUUUGGCAGCCACAUUUUAAACAAAGGCAAUAUGAGCCUUUAAGCUAAUAGAUAUGCCUUUAGCUUGAGAGAAAAAUAUACCAGCCUUGAAAUUUUGCAGAUUUGUCUGAAGAAAGUCUUGCUCAUAAGAUAACUUGUUGUAUUCCUAAUCAAUUUCUUGUUGCAUGUGAUAUUAAGAAGCUAAGAAACGCCAUAUAUUUUCUAAGACGGAAAAUAUUUCAUUUUCAGCGUGACAAUAAGUGCAACGCUAUGAACUUUACAGGUUUUGUCUGUUUCACUCUUUGGCAUAUUCGUUCAUGAAAAAAUAUCAGUUUUUUCCAGCGACAUUACUAUAUUUUGCAACACGUGCAGUUGAUGUUGCAGUUAGCAGAGGAAACAUUUUGUUUCGAGAGACUUGUAACAUUUUUACCAUAUACCAUUGUAAAUGCUACAUAUUUUUAUUGCUGUUUUAAGCACCUGCGUUUAGAACUGUCCUGUCAUUUCCCAAUCCAGAGGCGCUCUAUGAAGAUCUGCAUCUGUAAUCCGGAAUAAUAGUGCGUUAUGUUAGCUGCGAGUUCAUCAAGACUUUCCCGCACAAGAAGGAGGAUUUCCAAAUAACUUCAGUGGUACAUAUUUGCGAUGAGAUGACAAGCAGGAGGCAGGUCGUACGAUGUGGUCAAAAUUAAUGUCAAGAGAUUAAACAGUGACAAGAAAAGAUGUCGGGAUCAUUGUCUGUGGUAGCAUUUGAAGGGGAAUUAAAUGCUAUUGUCAGAGAGUACUUAGAUUUUGGUGGAUUUGACAAGACUCUGCAAAACUUUGACAAAGAAAUUUCCUCAAAAGGCAAACCAGUAGCAUCAGCAGAGGGUAAAGGACCUGUCUCACAGAAACAAUUAGCAGCACAGAAUGGGUUGAUGGAAUUAUUCCACAAUGGGAAAAGAAAACGUUUUUUUGAUGUGUGGAACUCAAGCUUGCCAAAAUCACUGCGUGACAAUGACUCAGUGGCUCAAAAACUGGAAUUUUACCUCAAUAUCUACUUUGCCAUUUAUCCACUAAAGUUUGCAAAAGCGCAGUCUUUAGCAGAAAAAAACAUGCAGGAGUUCAAGAGUUUUCUGGAGAACCGAGGUGCGACUCUCAGUCAGACGACAGAGUUUUUGCCAUACUACGCCCUACCAUUUGUGCCAAAUCCUAAAGGUCAUCCUUCAUACAAAGAACUUUUCACAGAUACGUGGAUAAAAGAUCUUGAAGUUAGACUGGAAAAGUUUCUAACCCUGUCAUUGAAGUCAACACCUCAACCCAGACUGUUUGAUCUCUAUAGAGGCACGAGUGGCAGUACAGAGGGUAGAGACCAUUUUCAACAAGUACAGGUGUACCAACAACAGUUAGUGGAAUCAGAAAGAAAAACAAUGUCUUACAUCAAAAGAUACAACAAAGUUCAGGCUGACUAUCACAACCUGAUUGGUAUAACUGCCGACCUGGUUGAUUCCUUGGAACAAACUGUGCAGGGUAAAACUAUAAGUCCAGAGUAUUUACAGCACCUGUGUGGUAGAUUGUUCAAUGCACACAUUACAGGACAGUCUGUAGAUAUGACAAGACCAGGAACUGCUGGAGAUGCUCUCAGACAAUCUAUUGCUCCAAGGCAAGCCAGUAAGAUAGAACAGCCUGAAGAGCCACAGAUUGCACUGGACUAUGAGAAAAUCAAACAAGAUUUACAAGUGGCUGAUGAAAGACGAAAAUGUUUGCUUCUCCAGGCAUUAAGAUGGAGACUUACCCAGGCUAAUCCACUGACAAGAGAUAGCAAUAUGGCAGCAUUUAUACAGCAUGAUCUGCUGGGCUGUGCAACACCAGGACAACAUAGGGAUGCUGUGCUGUCCUUGCUUACAUCUAGUGAUCCUGUAGUGAAACAGUGUGCUGCCAGAUUAUUUAACGCAUUUGCCUCCCUUAGUUCAGGUCGAACAUAUCUAGCCACAAAUCAGGACCUGUUUAAAGGUUUAAUGGAGAAUCUGAGAAGUGAAGACAAAGAUUCUAUAACAAGAGAAAUGGUUCUUGGUGCUCUACAAAAACUCAGUUUAAGACGUCAGUUACAGACAUCUAUGAUAGAGAAUGGAUUGAUAGAAUGGCUGGUAAAGGUGCUAGAAGACAAUGACUCACUGUCGGACUAUACGCUGGAGUACUCGGUGGCAUUGUUGAUGAAUUUGUGCCUUAGAACAUCAGGCAAGAAAAGAUGUGCUCCUAAUGCCAAUCAGACAUUAAAAGUGCUCAGUGAUCUGCUAGGACAUGAUAAUCAAGAGAUCCGACCCUACGUGAAUGGUGCCUUGUACAGUAUACUUGCUAUCUCCACGAUUAGAGAGGAAGCGAAGGCAAUGGGCAUGGAGGAGAUACUGAGAUGUUUCAUCAAGGAAGACCAACCUGAUAUGAACAGGCAGAUUGAGUUUAUCAUAAAACAACUUAACUCAAGUGAGAUAGUUGAUGAGUAUGAGUCCGAUGAUGAAGAAGAGGACGAGGAUGAGGAGGACCAAGAUGCCAUGGAGGUGGAUCUUGACAAGGAUGAGAUAGUGAGAGCGGAGGGAGAUGAACAGUCGGGGGAGAAGUUGUUGGCGGAGUAUAUCUCUGGCAGUGCUAAACCUAGGAAAAGGCAUACAGAUUCUGUGAUGUCAAUGCAGGGGCCAUUGCAACGGCCAGUAACACCCAGUCAAAGGAGGGCUGUUGCUGAAAUGUUAAGUCGCCCACCUAGUCAGUCAGCAAGUCGUCCCGGUACAGGGAUGAAGGAUCCCACUGUCAGGCCACCCACUAGGAGUGGAAGUAGACCUGGUACCCAGGAAAAUGAGAUGAGAGAUUCCAGUAGGCCAUCAAGCCAGAAAUCUGGCAGAAUGUCUGCACAAAGCCAGAAACCAAAACCAGGUAAUCCUGAUUAUCAGGCUGCAUUUGGUUCCCGGCCCAAGAUUCCACGCACUCCAGAUCCAAACAGUAUGAAACGUCCUUCCAGUCGAGGCUCCAUCAGCCAGAUGCCGCCGGCCCCACAAUUCUCUGAGUCAGGUCCAAGACCCAGUUCUGCAGGGAAAUCUGGUGGUGGAAGUAUAAGCCCAAGAAAGGCAUCCGCAGGCAGUGGAAGAGGGGCUGACACUCCAAAAUAAACAAGACACGUGGAGUGAAGACAAGAAGCACUCACAGCUGAUGUAGCAAAUAUCAAAAAUUUGUACUGGUCAUUGAUUUUGCAAAGAAUAUGCCAACCUUGGGAAGUCCUUUGCUUGAUUAAGAAAUACAAAGAAAAAUCGUUCUACAAAUUGGUGAAAAAUUCAGAGACAAUAUUCUAAUGUUAUAGGGACAUGCUUUUCAGCAGAUUUUAUAUUUAGUGCUACUUCAGGGACUGACAUCUAGCAGUGGUAGAGACAUUAGAUUAUACUUUUUGUAGGCUGCUAAUAUUUUACAUUAGGUCUCUCAUAGUUUCAAGUGAUCACACAAGUUCUUGCUUUUAUUAGCUCACCUGUCACAAAGUGACAAGGUGAGCUUUUGUGAUCGCGCGGUGUCCGUCGUCCGUCCGUGCGUCCGUAAACUUUUGCUUGUGACCACUCUAGAGGUCACAUUUUUCAUGGGAUCUUUAUGAAAGUUGGUCAGAAUGUUCAUCUUGAUGAUAUCUAGGUCAAGUUCGAAACUGGGUCACGUGCCUUCAAAAACUAGGUCAGUAGGUCUAAAAAUAGAAAAACCUUGUGACCUCUCUAGAGGCCAUAUAUUUCACAAGAUCUUCAUGAAAAUUGGUCAGAAUGUUCACCUUGAUGAUAUCUAGGUCAAGUUCAAAACUGGGUGACGUGGGGUCAAAAACUAGGUCAGUAGGUCUAAAAAUAGAAAAACCUUGUGACCUCUCUAGAGGCCAUAUUUUUCAUGAGAUCUUCAUGAAUAUUAGUCAGAAUGUUUAUCUUGAUGAUAUCUAGGUCAAGUUCGAAACUGGGUCAUGUAGGGUCAAAAACUAGGUCAUUAGGUCUAAAAAUAGAAAAACCUUGUGACCUCUCUAGAGGCCAUAUUUCUCAAUGCAUCUUCAUGAAAAUUGGUCAGAAUGUUCAUCUUGAUGAUAUCUAGGUCAAGUUCGAAACUGGGUCACGUGGGGUUAAAAAACUAGGUCAGUAGAUCUAAAAAUAGAAAAACCUUGUGACCUCUCUAGAGGCCAUAUUUUUCAUGAGAUCUUCAUGAAUAUUGGUCAGAAUGUUCACCUUGAUGAUAUCUAGGUCAAGUUCAAAACUGGUUCAUGUGGGGUCAAAAACUAGGUCAGUAGAUCUAAAAAUAGAAAAACCUUGUGACCUCUCUAGUGGCCAUAUUUCUCAAUGGAUCUUCAUGAAAAUUGGUCAGAAUGUUCACCUUGAUGAUAUCUAGGUCGAGUUCGAAACUGGGUCAUGUGCGGUCAAAAACUAGGUCAGUAGGUCUAAAAAUAGAAAAACCUUGUGACCUCUCUAGAGGCGAUAUUUUUCAAUGGAUCUUCAUGAAAAUUGGUCAGAAUGUUGACCUUGAAGAUAUCUAGGUCAAGUUCGAAACUGGGUCACGUGGGGUUAAAAACUAGGUCAGUAGAUCUAAAAAUAGAAAAACGUUGUGACCUCUCUAGAGGCCAUAUUUUUCAUGAGAUCUUCAUGAAUAUUGGUCAGAAUGUUCAUCUUGAUGAUAUCUAAGUCAGAUUCAAAACUGGGUCACGUUGGGUCAAAAACUAGGUCAGUAGGUCUAAAAAUAGAAAAAACCUUGUGACCUCUCUAGAGGCCAUAUUUCUCAAUGGAUCUUCAUGAAAAUUGGUGCGAAUGUUCAGCUUGAUGAUAUCUAGGUCAGGUUCGUAACUGGGUCAUGUGCGGUCAAAAACUAGGUCAGUAGGUCGAAAAAUAGAAAAACCUUGUGACCUCUCUAGCGGCCAUAUUUUUCACGAGAUCUUCAUGAAAAUUGGUGAGAAUGUUCACCUUGAUGAUAUCUAGGUCAAGUUUAAAAGUGGGUCACGUGCCUUCAAAAACUAGGUCAUUAGGCAGGGCGUCAAGUUACCUAUAUUUACCUAUAUUUUCCUAUAUUUUAGCCCUCUACCUAUAAUAACCUAUAAGAUCCUAUAUUUUGCCAAAAUACCUAUAAAUACCUAUAAUCUGGAAAUUUUGUGGUAAAGAAAGGAAUACAAAGGUCAUUCAAACCAUUAAAAAAGAAGUAAUUCUAUGAUAAUUGAGUUUAUAAAUAUGCUGUUACCUUUUAGGCAUUGAAAUUUGUAUUCCUUUCAGGUGUAGCGACUUUGCCCAGCCCAGCUUUAGGAAAGCUUUAAGUAAUGGAAGUUCUUUUUACAAUUGGAAUAUUUUCCAUUUCUUAAAGCCUUCAUGUAUAAAAAUGUGAAUAGGAAAUGCACAUGUUUUUAUUUUGUUUUCAGAAUAAACAAGCCUUAAUGUUUCAUAAUUAAGCCUCAUAAUGCCUGCUAAUAAGAGUCAGUUUCGAGAUAGGUGGCUAUCAGAAGUAGAUGGCAAUGGACAUGAACUGAAAUUAUGGUGUGUCAAGGGGAAGAGUGACUCUUAUGGUCACUGUACAUUGUGCAAAACUGACAUAAAGUGUGAUAAUGCUGGACUGAGACAAAAUCUUCAACAUGCAAAAGGCACUCAACACAAAAAAUUCCCUGUUAAACUGAUUUGAGUACCAGUAUUGGUAAAGUUUUGUCUGUUGGUGAAUUAAUAGUUUAUUAUGAAAGUAAGAUAUAUGUCAAAAUGUUAUUUGUUUAAAAUCAUAAAAGUAGCCACUUUUUCUGUUCCUUUGUAUUUUAUGUUUAAUAAAAGAGAGUGCUGGUAGGUGGUGGAGGAGGAUAAAACACUUGUCUGACUUGUUUUCUUCAUUAUAAGCAACCUAUAUAAUCCUAUAUUUCUGGCCCCCAAAUACCUAUAUUUCAGGAUCCUACCUAUAUUUUUGACUCCCAAAAGCACUUGACGCCCUGCAUUAGGUCAAAUAAUAGAAAAACCUUGUGACCUCUCUAGAGGCCAUGUUUUUCAAUGGAUCUUCAUGAUAAUUGGUCAGAAUUUUUUAUCUUGAUGAUAUCUAGGUCACAUGUGCUCAAAAACUAGGUCACUAUGUCAAAUAAUAGAAAUAACGAUGUCAUACUCAGUUGAACACUGGGUCAUGUGGAGAUAGGUGAGCGAUUCAGGACCAUCAUGGUCCUCUUGUUAACUUAACAAUUGUAGGAUAAACAUGUCUGUGAUAAUACCAAUAUUAUGGUAUCUUUGAUAUUAUAUGCCACUAAUAAACUAUUUAUAUUUUACACUGAACUGCUCUAAAAGGACAACACUUACAAAGCUUUAACCCAUAUCAUGCUGGAUACGAUUGAUUCUGCCUUUGCGACCAGUGUAGAUCAUGAUCAGCCUGCACAUCCAUGCAGUCUGAUCGAGAUCUGCACUGUUUGCCAUUCAGUCAGUAUCUUUUUUGUUAGCACCCUUUUACAGUUAAUGGUUCUGUCCGAAUUGAAAGAUGGACAAGUUCAUUAUAGAAAUUUAGCAGAGUAAGAGUUAAAUAAUUCCUGCUUUACGCUUAGGUUUUUAUUAAAAUUUUCUAUGAAGUAAUGUAUAGUUGACAAAAAUUUCAUUAUGAUGAAAUCCAUAUUUGCAUAAUUAUGUUUUAUAAGACACACUACAAAAAUGAGUUACAAAAUGACACAAAAUUUGUUUAACCUUUAGCCUGCUGGCGGCAAGUAAUUCUGCCUUUGCGACCAGUGCAGACCAAGAUCAGCCUGCACAUCCGUGCAGUCUGAUCAUGGUCUGCACUGUUCGCUAUUCCGUCAGUAAAUUUUCAGUAAGCAUCCCUUCAAAUGAUAAAUGGUACUGCCCAAAUUGAAUGAUGGACCAGUCCAUCAUAGAAAUUUAGCAGGGUAAGGGUUAAGUAAGGAUUUGUGCCUGAUAUGCUUGUCAAAUCAGAGAAUGGUGUUCAUCAGUAUGAUUUUUAGUGUAUUUUUCAUUACAUAUUUAAGGACAAACCAGUAAUUAUACUCAAUAUACUCAUGUUUUUAACACCGAGUUACCAGUAUACGAUGUAGGUGUAAGCCAAAGAGCUCUCCUAAAGGCUUUUUCAUUUACCAGUUUUGAAAAAGUGCCUAAAAUUUCAAAUACUUUGAAAUAUUUUACAAAAAUUACAUUUUUUUUUCAUUUCAAAAUUCACAAGCUGUAUUCAAGUCAACCCUAUAGAAUAUGGUACUCGAAAAUUUCUGUUUAUGUUGUAAAAUUUCCCCUUUUGUGCAUUGAGACAGUAAAAAGGUUGACAUUACCCAUGUCUACUUCUUUUUAAGAAAAAAUGGAUUUUUUUUUACCGAUAGUCAAUAGAGAAGGGAUUUUCAUCAGUACUGACCUCAUAUUUUGCAUGCAUAUAUAAACCAUAAUUAUAUACUCUGUUGUCAUGCAUGAAUGAUUUCAUAAUGAAACAUCAUAAAUGAUAUGAAGCAGGUGUAUGUUUAUUUUCAUAUCAAAAAUAUUGCUUCAGAUAUUCACAAUUUUUGGAAGAAUAUAUUUAAAAAAAAGUGUUGUGUUUUUAAAGCUGUUCAGUGUAUGUUAAUUAUUGUUGCCGAUUUGAACUCAGUGGGAUUGUUACAUUAGAUACUGUGACCUUAAUACAUGUAUACAGUUAAAACUCGGUAUCUCAAAUUCCAAGGGAUUUAGCAUCGAUAUAACUGAAAUUCCGCUUAAAAUGAUAUUUUAUGUACGUGAUUUCAGAACAGGACUUAAACAUGUCUUUGAGAUAGCCAGAAUUUGAGAUAUCAUGUUUACACUGUAUCUGUCUGUAUGUUGCACAUAAAAAAAUGAGUUGCGCCAUGAGAAAACCAACAUAGUGCAUUUGCGACCAGCAUCCGCGCAGUCUGGUCAGGAUCCAUGCUGUUCGCUAGGGGUUUCUCUAGUUGCAAUAGGUUUGAAAGCGAACAGCAUGGAUCCUGACCAGACUGCAUGGAUGCGCAGGCUGGUCUGGAUCCAUCCUGGUCGCAAACAAACUAUGUUGGUUUUCUCAUGGCGCAGCUCAAAAAAAUCUUUUUAUAUGAAAAUAUGCUUUGUCUCGAGAAAGGCCAUUGAAGAUUAUAUAAUCAAGGCUUUAGUUAUAGAAUAAACACAUACAUACAUCAAUUAUAUCAAUACAUUACUGAAAGCAUGGUUUUGCCCAGUCAUUUGAAAUUUUCACUUUUACUAAGCGAAGUAUUAUUAUUACUACCAUGGAAACAUAAUAGGACACAUUGAUUCUGUGAUGUCACUUUAGGAUAAUACUUAGUAUUUUCUCUUACCUUGAACUGUUAUGAUUACAAGCCGAGAUCCCAUAGGAACUGUACAAGAGAAAACUUAAUUUAGUUUAAGUCUUCCUGUCGUGCAUUGACGUGAAAGAUGAAAAGGUGUUCAAUAUUUGAUGUUGAAAUUGCUACAUUGUGCGAAAAUGAUUAAAUGUUUACUUAAAGAAAGUAACAAAUUAAUACCUAAUCAACUCUUGUGUGAGCCACAUGUGCUUAUAUUCUUUAAUGAUGAAAAUCAGCUUGAUCUUCACUUCAAUCGACUUUUGAAUGGCAGGCUUAAUUGAUUGUUCUGAAUACUGUUUUAAAGUAGAAAACAAUAUUGAUGACAAAAGAUCAACAGGAAAAGUCACACACAGCUGACAUUAGAAUCUCUGCAAAAUUAUAUCUCUUGGUAUGGCAUUUUAAUUAUUUGUAUCAAAAGGGUCUCACCUUUUAGUUUCCCAAUUGAUCUAUACGGUUUUGAGGAUCUUUCGUUAACUUUAAUUAAAUUUUUUUUAAAGGAAAUUGAAAAUGAUUUUGGUUUUAGUGAUCUAAUACACCUUGAUUUUACUUAUGAUGUGAUUGACAUUAUGUCAAAAAAAACAUCCCCCAAGAUUUUUAUGUUUUGAAAUUAUUACACCCCCAGAUACAGUGUAUGGGGGUUAUAUUGGAGUCAUGCGUGUCCCUAGGCGCCUUGGUAUGUCUGUUUACCCAUUGUGUCCAUUUUACAUCUGAACCACUGGGAAGAUUUUUUAACAUAGUAGUAUCAAUUGUUAACCACAUCAAGACCAUGUGCAGUGCGCACAACCCAGGUCAAGGUCAAGAUCACUUGGAGGUCAAAGGUCAAAUAGCCUAACUUGGUGUUCACCCAGUAUUUUCUUAACUGUUUUGAAUAUUUUUAUAAAAGUAACAUCAGUUGUACACCUCACCAAGACAACCAAGGUCACUUGGUCCAAGGUAAAAAUCACAUUUGGAAGUCAAAGGUCUAAUGGCUUAAUUUGUGGCCGUUCUGUGUCUUCUUAUCAACUAAAAAGAUUUUCGUAAAAGUAGCAUAAGUUAUUUACCUCAUUCAGACAAAAUGCACAGUGCACAACCCAGGUAAUUAGGUUCAAGGUCAAGGCCACACUAAGAACUCGAGAAUCAAAUAGCACAACUUUGUGUCUGCUCCAUAUCUUCUGAACCACUGUAAAGAUUUUCAUAACCUAACAUCAGAUAUUAACCUCAUCAAAACAAAUGUAGGUCAAUAGGUCAAGGUCACUUUGAAGGUCAAAGGUCAUGAUCGCAACAUUUUAAUGUCCCAAUAUCAAAGUGGCGUCUGAGGGUAUUUAUUGCCUUAAGUGACAGCUGUAGUUUUACAUGUUAAAUAUACCUCAGCAGCUCUGCCAGUUACUUGAUUAGAUGCAAUCCAUAAAUCUAGGCAAUAUAUUUUUUUAUUGUACAGAUGUAUAUGCCCUAGUUAUGUAAAACCUACUUGGCUAUCAUGACUAAUAAUUAAGAUAGAUCUCCUCACAAAUUGGUACAGGGAAUAGACACCUUUUAUAGGCCAUUACCAUAUUCUAUCAAGCAAUUUUAUGAGUGAUCUCCAUUAUAUUUGAAAACAAUAUGCUGCAUUUGAUGAUAUAAGACAAUGAGUAUAUGGUACUCUGAUUAUAUAUGAAAAUAAUACAUUGCAUUUAAUGAAGCGAGACAUUGGAUGUCCGGCACUAUGAUUUAGUGCUGUGUAAUUUGAUAAAAGGUUGUGUUUCAUGCUGUUUUGGGACAAAGUUGUUUUCACUCUUAAGAAAUGAAUUAUUGAUUAUUUUUUUUAAUAAACAUGAACAGCUUUUUUUUACUGUAGAAAGGUACUUUUAUAUUUCAGUUUUACAUUUUGUCAUGAAAAUUGUUCCAUAAGGCCUUUGAUUUUUUGUUAAAAAAAGAAACUAAUAAAUCACCUCACUGAAUUGGUGCUAUGCAUUAAUAGCAAGCAUAUUAAAAAGCACUAGUUCCAACAUUGGACAUGAACAUAUACUGUCAGAGCCAAAAAGGGAGGUAAUAAAAAAACGAUGGAUUCUGUUGUACUUUUCAUUAUGUUAAUUAGUAUUUGAACAUUUAACAUUUUUUAGAAAAUUAUUAUCAAAAGAGGAUUUAACAUGAAAUUCAUUUAUUCUAUUUUAAUAACAAAAGCUGGCAGCCUGUGACGUUAAAAAGGCAUUACAGUGAAAUUGUUUAAACAUUCACUUAAUUUCUAAUGCAUUUUUAGGUUUUGACUUAAGUUGUUAUUAGUGUCAGAAGGAUAUUUAUUUUGAGUAUUUGAUUUAAUCAGUUUUAAGAACUUUGAUAUAUGUGUAUACUUCAUGUGAAUAUAAAUCAAAGAAUAAAGUUUGAAAAAUGGUUCCAGUGGUUGACAGAAAUUGUUAGUGAUCUUUGUAUUUGAAAUAAUGUCUAUACUUUGUACUUAUUUAUUUAUUUUAAGUCUUGAAAUAAAACUUGAAAUUUU